AUGGGACAAGUUCAGGCAUGGGCAGCCAUUCUGCUACCUCUCCUUCUUGGAUUUUAUAUAUACAUUAACGACAUCCGUCUGAAGACUCUCCCUUCGUCUAUCGCCUCUCUUUCAAAACGAUGCACACCUCAGAAUGUCCGCUCCAUGUCAGCUCGAUUGGCCACUGAAAAACCUAUCUCAAUAAAGGAUCAACUACCACCGAAAACGGGGCGCAGGUACAUCAUUGUCGGAGGGGGUGGUUUCCUAGGUUCAUGGAUCGUGCAACAACUUUUGGAACGCGGCGAGGAUCAUAAGCGCGUACGGCUGCUUGACUUGAGCCCACCCCACAACUACGCUAUCAAAGAAGCCCUUUCGCGAGGUGUCCAGUUCAUCAAGAUCGACGUAGCAAACCCCGUUUCACUCGGAGCUGGUUUCAACGCCCCCUGGGAUGACGGCCACCUCCUUAGGGAUGGCGAAACCGAGCCAGAAAUUACCGUAUUCCACACUGCAGCGAACAUUCGGUUCUACGAGCGGCAUGCCAUGUUCUUGGACCGCUCGAUUCGGGUCAAUGUGGCUGGAACGCAGAACGUCAUCGACGCAGCGCGUUCGGUUGGUGCCACCGCCCUCAUAUAUACCUCCUCUGGCUCAGUCGGACUGCGCGAUACCCGCCUUUUACUAUGGCCUUGGGAGUCGGAGCCGACACACUUUGUACAGCCAAUUGUAGAAGACGAUGAGAGGUGUAUACCCAAGCGGCACGAGGACUUUUUCUCGAACUAUGCUGCUUCGAAAUGGGAGGCGGAAAAACUUGUCAGAGGGGCGGAUAAGCUGCCUACGGGUACCGCUGAAAAUGGGAGGGUGCUCAAGACGGGCUGCAUUCGUCCUGGAAAUGGCAUCUUUGGUCCUGGAGGGGACUUUAUGUGUGGUUACUACCUCAGCAGAGGGGGAGUCCCCACUUGGAAUCCGAAUGUCAUGCAGUCGUUUUCGUAUGUCGAAAACUGCGCCUGUGCCCAUCUUUGCUACGAACAGCGCCUCAUUGAACUGCAGUCUCCCGGCAGCCAGAGACAAAGGAAUCCAGAUAUUGGUGGUCAAUCGUUCUAUAUCUCCGACCCAGGUCCGAUACCCACUUACGGCGAUGUGUAUACUGCCCUCUCCACGUUGUGCGAUGGGGAGUGCCGUUUUACCUCUAUAUCUCCCACCGGUAUGCUGAUGUUCGCCCAUCUCAUCGAAGGAUAUUACAUCAUCCGCCAUACCCUAAUCACCUCCACUUGGUCAUUGACGCGUCUAAUCGCGCAAAAACUGUUACCGCCAGUCCAAGGCGAUCUUCUCACCUUCCAGCCGUCAUUGUUCACUUUAACAUCUGUGCAUAUGCUAUUCGAUGAUUCUCGGGCGAGGUUGUCCCCGGAGAAAGGCGGGUUAGGUUAUCAAGGUGCUUGGACGACGCUGGAAGGAAUUUACAAGACGUGUGUCGAGCAUAAGAGUAGCAUGGGGCGCUCGAACGCUAGUCCGCACACUGUUGGGUUCAUGAAGGCGAAGACGAUGGAAGUGGUGAAUGGGAGCCAACUAAAGGUCGUUAAAGGGGAGACGACUGUUGAGAUUGGUCCGAUGGAGGUGAUGACGGUGAAGCAAUAA
Laccaria bicolor S238N-H82 is the source of this 1608-nucleotide messenger RNA. RefSeq lists its product as uncharacterized. The record is from RefSeq and is a predicted model, not a curated record. NCBI's taxonomy places the organism in Eukaryota, Fungi, Basidiomycota, Agaricomycetes, Agaricales, Hydnangiaceae. Gene Ontology annotation, biological process: ergosterol biosynthetic process. The transcript is spliced from 2 exons. The coding region runs from base 1 to 1608 and encodes 535 amino acids. Gene Ontology annotation, molecular function: 3-beta-hydroxy-Delta5-steroid dehydrogenase (NAD+) activity; 3-beta-hydroxysteroid dehydrogenase [NAD(P)+]/C4-decarboxylase activity. Gene Ontology annotation, cellular component: endoplasmic reticulum.